CCGAGGCAACAAAUGAUUUCUGGAAGCAACACUUGCCCCUGGCGAUGGGCUGUUCCUGAAGUCACGGCACCUGUGAGUCACCCUCCCACAUUCCAUUGUUCACAGACGUUCCCUUCCAGCUGGGAAGGAGUACAGAUACAGCCCAUCCCCUGCUCAGCCCAUCGCCCCGGCACACCUCAAAAGUUUAUGAUCAGCCCUAGAGGAUCCAGUUCAAGGCAAAGGAGAUCCCUUGAAGAUGAAGAUCUGCUUCUUUGUCCCUCUCUGCGUGCUGCUCCUCCUCUGCAUAAACGAAGUUCACCCGCUGAUGUGCUUCACAUGCGAACCAUCGUCCAGCAACUGGUCUUGCCUGAAGGCCGUCAAGUGCUCGGAGAAUGACAAGCACUGCGUGACCACAGUCGCCUCUUUCAGGAUUGGCUUCUUGACUGUCAGAAAGAGAAUCACCAAGAAGUGUUCGCCGAGCUGCCCGAAUCUGAACAUGGAUAUGGGCAUUGCUGCCUUCCAGACGUCCUGUUGCCAAAGUUUCCUCUGCAACCUUUUCGGACACAUCACAGCUAAAAACGAGACCCGGUGACGGGCUCUGUGUUCGGAUCUGUGUUCAGAUGCGACCCACUUCCUGGUGGCCAUUUGAGAAGCUAUCUUAGCAUAGGGCUACCAGAUCUCAAGGCCAGAUCUGCCAUUUUCACUCUGUCCUCCUAGGCGUGCAGUGAUAAAACUGCUAUCACAUCCGAAGCUUUUCUUUUAGGGAUUAUAGAAACGGAUAUACAGUGCUACCUUGGUUUUCAAACUUAAUCCGUU
This is a messenger RNA of Podarcis muralis (Common wall lizard), 795 nucleotides long. RefSeq names its product lymphocyte antigen 6E-like. Lineage: Eukaryota; Metazoa; Chordata; Lepidosauria; Squamata; Lacertidae. The record is from RefSeq and is a predicted model, not a curated record. Gene Ontology annotation, cellular component: plasma membrane. Gene Ontology annotation, molecular function: acetylcholine receptor inhibitor activity.